CCGGGAAGAACGGGCGUUAGUCGGUGUCGAUCGUUGCGUGCGUUAGGAUGGCCGUGAAUGUGGUACGAUGGUGGCUGAUUGGUUCGGUGCUGCUGGUGCUAUGGGCGGGCUGUCACAUUCAGUGUGCUAGUGGCCAGCUGGGUGCUGCUGGCAGUGGUGGUGGUUCGUGGUUAGACAAGUUUAACAAACUGCUCAGUCGUUCGAAGACGCGCAAUGCUACCGAAGACAACGAGGUUCUCGAUGCGGAAGAGUACGACUUCAUCGUGGUGGGCGGUGGAACGGCUGGAAUGGUGCUGGCCACCCGGCUGUCCGAAAAUCGUAACUGGAGGGUGCUGCUGCUAGAGGCGGGCCAGUACGGAACGAAGCUGUUUAACAUCCCGAUCGGGUUCCAGCUGGCCGUCCUGUCCGAUGCGUACAAUUGGCGGUUCUUGAGCGAACGGCAGCAACAUGCAUGCUGGGGAACGAUCGACGGUCGCUGUCCGGUGGACAUCGGUAAAGGUGUCGGUGGAAGCACGCUCAUCAACGGACUCAUCUUCUCGCGCGGCAAUCGCGAUGACUACGAUCGCUGGAGCGCGGCCGGAAACGAUGGCUGGUCGUACGACGAGGUGCUGCCAUACUUUCGCAAGUUUGAAAAGGCGACCGGUGAAAAGCCGGACGGUAAGUUCCGUGCCGCCGGCGGUCCUGUACGGGUGGAGCGAUCGGCGUACCGAUCGGAGCACGCACGCAUCUAUCUGGAAGCGGCAAAGGAGGCCGGCUACCAGCACGUCGACUACAAUGGGCGUACGCAGUUUGGAAUUUCCCCCGUACAGGCAACGAUGACGAAGGGACAGCGGCUGUCCGCCUACAAUGCCUAUCUGCAACCGGUACAGAAGAAGCGAACGAACCUUAAAACGCUGACGGGCGCGCUGGUUACGAAGAUUAUGAUCGAUCCAACCACGAAGGUGGCGGAAGGAGUUCGAUUCACCCGAAAUGGACAACGGUUUGAGGUGCGGGCUCGCAAGGAGGUGAUCCUCUCCAGUGGUGCCAUUCUUACCCCACAGCUCCUGAUGGUGUCGGGUGUGGGACCAAAGCAGCACCUCGAAUCGCUCGGCAUACCGGUGAUUGAGGAUCUUCCCGUCGGUGAAACGCUGUACGAUCAUCUCGGCUUUUCCGGGCUGCAGAUCGUGAUGAACGGUACCGGGUUCUUUGCACCGGGAGACAUUCCAACGUUCGAGAACUUCUACGAGUAUCUCAAGGGCAAGGGCGUGCUGACCGUGCCGGCGGCAGUAGAGCUCGUUACCUAUCCCAAUCUGACGCUCGCUGGCCGGCGCGGACCGACGCUCGAGCUGAUGAAUCUGAUCAGCUCGUUCGCCGUGGACAAGGGUACGACGGCGAAGAACAGUGUGCGCAUGCGAGAUGACAUCUACGAAGCCGUCUACCGACCACUCGAGACGCAGAACCACUUCACCAUCAUCGUGCAGAACCUACACCCACUGUCCAGCGGAACGGUUCGGCUGCGCACGGCCAACCCCGCCGAUGCGCCCAUCAUCGAUCCGAACUAUCUGGCCGAGGAGCUCGACGUAGACGUAGUGCUCGAAGGCAUUCGUGAAGUGCAGCGUGUCCUCGAGACGGAGGAGAUGCGCCGGUACGGGGCGACCGUGUGGGCCGCACCGCUGCCCAACUGUGUGCAGCACGAGCGCGACUCGGACGACUACUGGCGCUGUGCCAUCCGCACCGUGUCGUUCUCGCUGACCCACUUCAUGUCCAGCUGCAAAAUGGGGCCACCGACGGACGCCGAUGCGGUCGUUAGCCCCGACCUGCGGGUGUACGGGGUGGAGAAUUUGCGCAUCGUCGAUGCCAGCGUUAUUCCGGAACCGGUUUCCGCGCAUCCGAUGGCAGCGGUCUAUAUGGUGGCGGAAAAGGCGGCCGAUCUGAUCGCACACCAGUACGCGGACGACUGAACGUUGCGCUGGGCUGGGCGUGGGAUGCAACGGGGAAGAGGGACUUUCGCAGCGAUUUGGCGAUACCACGCGAUGGUACAAUGUCGUAACGGGUGAGAGCGGGUGAGUUUGACCGGAUACCCGACGAUUAUCACAUCGCUCGAUUGGCGCUGGGUGUAGCGUUCAGCAGGGCAUGUUUGUACCGGCCGUUCGGGCCCGGCAGUGGUGAAGUUUAUUAGGUUAAGCUUGAAAAACAUCGAUCGAUAAUAAAUUAGUAUUAAUUUAUACAAAGCUUGCGCAAUGGGCGCCGUUCCAGGAGGAGUUUGGUUUUGAGAAGAAAUUUUCUUCAUCUGCACAUCUGGCACAUCGGUUGGAUUUGCGGAAGGAUGCGUAAAGCUAGAAUGUCUCAAUUAGUUCUG
Anopheles gambiae (African malaria mosquito) is the source of this 2338-nucleotide messenger RNA. RefSeq names its product choline dehydrogenase, mitochondrial. Gene Ontology annotation, molecular function: flavin adenine dinucleotide binding; oxidoreductase activity, acting on CH-OH group of donors. Bases 48 to 1940 code for a protein of 630 amino acids. The transcript is spliced from 3 exons. Lineage: Eukaryota; Metazoa; Arthropoda; Insecta; Diptera; Culicidae. The record is from RefSeq and is a predicted model, not a curated record.